Messenger RNA from Hyposmocoma kahamanoa, 4077 nucleotides. RefSeq names its product RIB43A-like with coiled-coils protein 2. Bases 1 to 1143 code for a protein of 380 amino acids. NCBI's taxonomy places the organism in Eukaryota, Metazoa, Arthropoda, Insecta, Lepidoptera, Cosmopterigidae. The record is from RefSeq and is a predicted model, not a curated record. The transcript has 9 exons.
AUGAUGAAAUUACAGAUUUCCAAUGAUCAGGAUCGCAAAGAGGCGCAGAACAGAGAGAGGCGACGACAAUGCGAGCUCGAAAGGCGAGCCAGAAUUUUCAAUGCUCGUAACAGGAAAAUUGGCGUUGAUUUACCGUUCCUGCAACGCCAAAUAGUGGAGAAGAGGGCGGAGCGCGAUGAAGCCGAGCGCACGAACCUGGCCUUCGCUAAACAGAUGAUCAAAGACAGCGACGUAGCCCUAGUGCUCGAAGCUAGGGAGAGAGAGGAGCGACGUCGCAUCUGCGCAGAAAUAGACCUGUUUCGCUCCAAGUUCCAAAGGCCCGAGGAUCGGCGUGAGUUCGACCUCAACGACCCUGAUGUCCUGAAGAAGCAACUUCCACCGCGUGCUAGUGACGGUGAACCUGUGGGCAAGUCUAGCGCUCAGAAAUUUGAAGGUGAAGACUUGAACUACGAGGAGCGUCGAAAAGUAAUGGCGGAACAGCGCAACGCGUGGCUUGAACAGCAGGUUCAAGAACGCAAAGCUGCAGAAACCGAGCGGCGUCAGGCCGAAGCCGCCUAUAUGAUGGCUAUAAAAGCACGCGACGCAAGAGCUGGAGAGCUGGAUAAACUCGAGCGUGAGUGUCGGUACAGACUGGGACAAGCCAACUUGAGAUACAAUGAAGCUUUGGCGGCGGAAAAGAAACAACUGGAACAAGUGAUGAAAGAACAGGAAGAAGCCGAUAACUGCGCGGAGAUGUACAACAACCUCACUUCCGAUAUGUUGACGGAGAACCCUGAUGUCUCCAAGAGUGCACUUGGCUCCAACAGAGCUAUCGGCUAUAUGUACAAGGGUAUGAACCAGGAGGAAUUGAAGAAGUUCUACGCUGCGCAGAAAGAACAAAUGGCCGCUUCUAAGGCAAAACGCGAAGCUGAAGAUAGAAUGGAAGCGGAAUGGCAGGCGCUGGCCAAGUCCAUCUCGCGCACGUCGGAACGCCUCGAUAUCGAAGACAAGAGGAGGCGCAGGGAAAUAGCCCGUCAGCUCAUGGAAGAGAACCAACUAAUGGCAUUGCAGCAGAAAGAAAAAGAGAAGUACUUCCGAGAAGUUGUCUACAAUAAUACACCUACGGACGAUUACUACGCACAAUUCAAUACAACUACCAGAUAAACUAUUCAUGUUACUACCACAUUUAUACAUAGUUUGCGAAUAUUGAACACCAGGAGUUAGUUAGGAGAGGAUAUCGGUUAUAUGAACGAUUGAAUAUAUUCGCCUCUAACAUCUAGGUACACACCAAUGAGAGCGGGUAGAUAAACAAAUACCACAUAAAAAUAUAAUGUCGAACCUGUUCUUUAGGCCAUUUCCUUACUAAAGCUCUUACACAGAACCUGUAACUUUGUUCUGAAACUACGCUUUCUAUUGGUAGUAGUAUAAAAUAAGUAUUCGUCUAAAGGUAUUUUCCACCGGCGAGACAAGACGAAACAAGGCGAGCCGAGACGAGUGUUGAAAUCUCGAAAUAAUUGCCAUUAAUAGCUAUCGCGAGCACGCGUUGAAGUUGUGGGUAGUAAAAUAAAAAUGUUCAUAUACCAAUAGAGUAAAUUACUUAGUUAAUAAAUUUUUAAAUUUCGACUGUAGGGCACUUUGCAAUUAUUUGUAGAAAAAUAGUAGUUUCUUAUAUCUUAAAUCAUGCGUACCUACAAAGUCGCGAUCCAUCGCGAGCUCGGCGGACUUGCGCGAGCACGCGCGAGGCUUCGCGAUGGCUACUGAUAUUAAUCGCGAGAUUGUAUGGUACGUACGAUUUAAGAUAUAGAACUUUAUGUACGCAGGAGCAAGGUUCAAUAUUACACCAGCAAAUAUUUCGAUUCGCACUUCCUCGUCAAUUCAGACCAUUUCCACCGACGACGAUGCGCUGAUAGAGAUUUGAAAUUUUGUCACACAACUUUCAAUCCUCGUCUCGUCUUGUCUUGCCAGUGGAAAAGCCAUCUUUAGACUAUGACGUCGCCGACCGUUUUUUUUUUGUACCAGUUCAUGACAGGACAAGUGAGUCGAAAAUUGUUUUGCAGUCUCUUUAUAACUAUGUGAUAGAACUGUUACACAUUUUUAUCGUAGUUGUCCUAUAAUAAAUCGUUGUGUAUGCAAUCUACGAAGUUAAAAGGACUAAUUAAUUUAAGUUCAGUAUCUAUUGUAAUUAAAAGCGUACUUACCAUACCAUAUUGAGGCCGUUCUAAAGAAGGUCCAGUUCAAGAGUACUCUUAACCGACGAGCGUGUAUGAAAGCACUGAGGCGUGUUGAUGGGGCGAAGAUUGUGUGUCAGGACCGUAGCAAGUGGAAGGAUGUUGUCUCUGCCUACCCCGAGGGAAAAUAGCGUGAAGUAUAUGUGUAUGUAGAUUAAUAAUUAUUCUAGACCAGUAACCGGACAGUUUUCAAUUCAUUUGUUCCUUUUAAGGUAACGUCAUAGCUCUACCUAUAUAAUUAAUAGGAAUUACCACACUUCCGAGCUGCACUAUAGCAUGGACUAUUUCACUCUCUAUAAAUUCAUGAGUAACAACAAUAUUUUUAGAUCUGUCACACAACUAAGGUCGAGAGUUGCAUGUCAAGCGUAAUGGACUUUGCCCGGCUCUCAUGGGGUUUUAACGUCCUUUUGGUAGGUUUCCAUGACUUCUACUGCUCGUUAUUUAGUUUUUUAUUAUUAUGAGUUUUAAAAAGUCGUAACAGGUUAUUCAAUAUUAUAUUAUGAUGGAAUUCUAUUGUAAUGGAAUUAUUGUUACAUAGAAUUAUCUAGCCGAGUGUGAAAAAAGAAGCAAAAAUUGCCAAUAUUUUUAAAAUACCUUUAAGCCCUUUUGUUAAUUUAUUAACGUUAUUACUUAAGAUUUUACAACUUAUACAAGACAUGUAUUUUUGGAUUUUUAUAAAUUGCGUGUUUCUUGCACAAUCACAAUCACACUAUACAAAAUACAAACUAUCACUAUUUUUUAUUGCUAAUUAGAACACCAGGUAAUCCACGUAAGGUGCAAUUUUUAACUAUUUUGACACAUUGUAUAUCUUUAAAGUGCGUCCCACCGAUAACUCAUUUUGUAGAAUCUUACAUUUAAAUGCGGCACUUUUGUCAGCAAAACUUAGUACAUGUUGUGCUUAAUGAAGGUUUCGCGUGUGAAACACCCUGAAAAGUAUAAACAAUGUUUUCUACAGCAAAUUGGAAUGCUACGUAACUCACAUUAACUUUUUUGACACAUUGUAUAUCGUUAAGGUGCGUCCCACCGAUAACUCAUUUUGUAGAAUCUCUUAUUUAUAAGUAAUGCGACACUUUGUCAGCUAAACUUAGUGUAUGCUGUACUUAUAAAUAUAAUAUAGGGCUUUUUGCUUAAUGAAGGUUUCGAGUGUGAACUACCUCAGGAGUCGAUGCUUUGUUAAAAAUCCAUGUGAACUAUUCCUCUGAGAAUUAAGAGCUAGGCUCUUGACCGUGUAGGAAACGCCAUUCUGUUCUCUGCAAAACUUUUCACUGACCUUCUUAUACGACAUGGCUUACUUUUCAAUACCUACUAUAAAGAAAAAGUUGGCAGUACAAUUUGGCCAUCGCUAAACCGUCUUUACUCGGGUCAGUGACCUGUUUCUUUACUUUUCCUGUAUAAUGUAAUGAAAUGGACUAAUAUAAUACUAAUAUUAAUUUGACAACACUUAGUAAUUGCUGUCUUUUUUAAACCACAAACAGUGAAAAGAACAUUUAAAACAAGCUAGUUAAAACACAAAUUCAGUUACCAUUUCAAGUAUUAUCGUUCAUGAGGCCAUAAAACAGAAAAAAAUAUGGCCGUGGAAUAAGAAAUAUAUAAUUGGGUUCACUGAAAAGCAUUAUAGUAUUUCAGAUUAAAUAUAACAAGUAUUUCACAACCGAGUAGUUUAAAAUUACAGCACAUUUUAAUGUUGUCAAAUUGCUUUUAAUUUAUACUUUUUUUUUCAAUUGCCUAAAAUUACAUCCUCUCCUGGUCCUUCCACGUUCCGUUUUGUUCUAAACCUUUUUUUCUGUUUUUAAGCACAACAAAAAAACGACUACAAAAAAACUAAUAAUUUAGGAAAUUCGCAGUGAUAAGUAGAUUGUGUAUUUAUUUG